AUGUCCUUUCCACCACCACCACCCCCCGGAUGGGGUCCCCCUCCGCCGCCACCUCCUCCUCCAUCAUCGUCCCUCCCUCCACCACCAGCCGCACCAGCUCCCCCGCCGCCUGGCUAUCGCCCUCCGACCGAUCCCCAGAUCGCCAAGUUCGCUCAAAAGAAGAAGGAAUGGCUUCGAAAUCAGCGCAACCGAUUCGGCGAGAAGCGCAAGGGUGGCUUCGUGGAGACACAGAAGGCAGAUAUGCCCCCUGAGCACCUGCGCAAGAUCGUCAAGGACAUUGGUGAUGUGUCGCAAAAGAAGUACACCAGCGAUAAGCGUAGUUACCUUGGUGCAUUGAAGUUCAUGCCCCAUGCUGUCAUGAAGCUUCUCGAAAAUAUGCCAAUGCCAUGGGAGUCUGACAGGAAAGUCAAGGUUCUGUACCAUGUCAACGGCUGCUUGACGUUGGUCAAUGAGAUCCCAAGAGUCAUUGAGCCUGUCUUCUUUGCGCAGUGGGCAAUGAUGUGGACGUUUAUGAGGAAGGAGAAGGCCGACAGACGUCUCUUCAAGCGCAUGCGAUUCCCCCCUUUCGACGACGAAGAACCGCCUCUGUCUUGGUCCGAGAACAUCGAGGAUGUUGAGCCCUUGGAGCCUAUUCAGAUGGAGCUGAACGAAGAGGAGGAUGCCGCCGUGUUCGAGUGGUUCUAUGAUCACAGGCCACUACUCGAUACUCCUCAUGUCAACGGAGACAGCUACCGGUCGUGGAACCUCAACCUACAACAAAUGGCAACGCUUUUCAGAUUGAGUCGACCUCUCAUCUCUGACGUGGUGGAUAAGAACUACUUCCACCUCUUCGAUUUGAGGAGCUUCCUCACUGGAAAGGCCCUCAAUGUUGCCCUCCCCGGCGGGCCACGGUUCGAGCCUCUGUACAAGGAUAUCGAUCCCAACGAUGAGGACUUCGGAGAGUUUAACGCCAUCGACCGCAUCAUCUUCAGAAACGCUAUUCGCACAGAAUUCCGGGUGGCUUACCCCUAUUUGUACAACUCCCUUCCAAGAAGUGUGCAUCUAGCCUGGCACUCUCACCCCCAGGUGGUCUUUGAGCGAUCAGAGAAUCCCGAUCUUCCCGCUUUCCACUUUGACCGCAGAAUCCACCCCAUCUCCUCACGCGCGGUGGCACCAAAGAACCUCACUAUCAGUCACGAGGAUGAAAUCUUUGGUCCCGGCAACAAUGAGGAGCCCGAGGAUGAUGCAUUUGAACUCCCUGUCGAAUUCGAGCCUUUCCUCGGAGAGGAGGAACUGACCAACGAGGACACAGCGUCGGCAAUUGAGUUGUGGUGGGCUCCUUUCCCCUUCGAUCGUCGGUCAGGUCGCAUGGUGCGGGCUCAGGAUGUCCCUCUUAUCAAGCAAUGGUACUUGGAGCAUCCUCCUUCCGACAAGCCACCUGUCAAGGUCCGCGUCUCUUACCAGAAGCUGCUCAAGAACUUCGUCUUGAAUGAACUACACAAGAAGAAGCCCAAGGCACAGCAAAACCAAAACCUGAUGCGCAACCUGAAGCAGACAAAAUUCUUCCAGCAGACUGAGAUCGACUGGGUUGAAGCUGGUCUUCAAGUCUGCAGACAGGGUUUCAACAUGCUCAAUCUCCUUAUUCACCGCAAGAAUCUGACCUAUCUUCACCUCGAUUACAACUUUAAUUUGAAGCCCGUCAAGACCUUGACUACCAAAGAGCGAAAGAAAUCCCGUUUCGGAAACGCAUUCCAUCUCAUGCGUGAGAUUCUGCGUUUGACCAAGCUUAUUGUAGAUGCCCAGGUGCAGUACCGCCUUGGCAAUAUCGACGCCUUCCAACUCGCCGAUGGCAUUCUAUAUGCUUUCAACCACGUCGGCCAGCUUACCGGCAUGUACCGCUACAAGUACAAGCUGAUGCAUCAAAUUCGUUCUUGCAAGGACUUGAAGCACUUGAUUUACUACCGCUUCAACUCCGCUCCCGUCGGCAAGGGUCCUGGUUGCGGUUUUUGGGCCCCCGCUUGGAGAGUUUGGCUGUUUUUCAUGCGUGGUAUUAUUCCCCUCCUCGAGAGGUGGCUCGGAAACCUGUUGUCCCGUCAGUUCGAGGGUCGCCACAGCAAGGGUGUUGCCAAGACAGUCACCAAGCAGCGUGUGGAGUCUCACUUUGAUCUCGAGCUACGUGCGUCCGUGAUGGCUGAUCUGAUGGAUAUGAUGCCCGAGGGUAUCAAGCAAAACAAGGUCAACACUGUCCUUCAGCAUUUGUCUGAGGCAUGGAGAUGCUGGAAGAGUAACAUCCCCUGGAAGGUGCCUGGUCUGCCGGCACCCAUCGAGAACAUCAUCCUGCGUUAUGUAAAGGCGAAGGCCGACUGGUGGAUUUCUGUCGCUCACUACAACCGAGAACGUAUCCGCCGCGGCGCAACGGUUGACAAGACGGUGGCCAAGAAGAACGUCGGACGUCUCACCCGAUUGUGGCUCAAGGCCGAGCAAGAGAGACAGCACAACCACAUGAAGGACGGUCCCUACGUCUCUUCAGAAGAGGCUGUCGCGAUUUACACCACCACUGUUCACUGGUUGGAGUCUCGCAAGUUCUCUCCCAUCCCUUUCCCCAGUGUGUCCUACAAGCACGACACAAAGAUUCUCAUUCUGGCACUGGAGCGCCUGCGAGAAGCUUACUCUGUCAAGGGCCGUCUCAACCAGAGUCAGCGCGAGGAGUUGGCUUUGAUUGAGCAGGCAUAUGACAGUCCCGGCACCACUCUGGAGCGUAUCAAGCGUUUCCUCCUUACCCAGCGCGCCUUCAAGGAAGUCGGCAUCGAUAUGAACGACAACUACAGCACCAUCAACCCUGUCUAUGACAUUGAACCCAUUGAGAAGAUCAGCGAUGCUUAUCUCGACCAGUACCUCUGGUACCAGGCCGACCAGCGCCACCUGUUCCCCGCGUGGAUCAAGCCUUCAGACUCCGAAGUACCGCCGCUCCUGACCUACAAGUGGGCUCAAGGUAUCAACAACCUCGACAAGGUGUGGGAGACUGAGAAUGGAGAGUGCAACGUCAUGAUCGAAACGGAGCUGUCCAAGGUAUACGAGAAGAUCGAGCUGACUUUGCUCAACUCUCUGCUCCGGCUGAUCAUGGAUCACAACCUUGCGGAUUACAUUACUGCAAAGAACAACGUCCAGUUGACGUACAAGGACAUGAACCAUGUCAACAGCUACGGUAUGAUCCGUGGAUUGCAGUUCUCUGCAUUCGUUUUCCAGUACUACGGUCUCGUGCUCGACCUCCUUCUCCUUGGCCCUCAGCGUGCCAGUGAGAUCGCGGGUCCUCCCCAGAGCCCCAACGACUUCCUUCAGUUCCGCGACAGGGAGACUGAGACAAGACACCCCAUCCGUCUCUACACCCGUUACAUUGACAAGAUCUGGGUCUUCUUGCGGUUCACAGCUGAUGAAUCCCGAGAUCUCAUUCAACGUUUCCUCACUGAGCAGCCUGAUCCCAACUUUGAGAACGUCAUUGGAUACAAGAGUAAGAAAUGCUGGCCUCGUGACUCGCGUAUGCGCCUCAUGAGACACGAUGUCAACCUGGGCAGAGCCGUCUUCUGGGAUCUGAAGAACCGUCUGCCUCGUUCUGUUACGACAAUCGAGUGGGAUGACAGCUUCGCCAGCGUCUACAGUCGUGACAACCCGAACUUGUUGUUCUCGAUGUGCGGUUUCGAGGUUCGCAUUCUGCCCAAGUGCAGAAACCAGAAUGACGAUUUCUCAGUCAAGGACAGUGUCUGGUCCUUGGUUGACAACACGAGCAAGGAGAGGACGGCGCACGCCUUCCUUCAAGUCACGGAAGAAGACAUUCAAAAGUUCAACAACCGAAUCCGUCAAAUUCUCAUGUCAUCGGGUUCGACAACCUUCACCAAGAUUGCCAACAAGUGGAACACUGCUUUGAUCGCGCUGUUUACGUACUAUCGUGAGGCAGCAGUGUCUACCGUCAGUUUGCUUGACACUAUUGUCAAGUGUGAGACCAAGAUUCAGACAAGAGUCAAGAUCGGACUGAACUCCAAGAUGCCCUCUCGUUUCCCUCCGGCAGUGUUCUACACGCCCAAGGAGCUGGGAGGUUUGGGCAUGAUUUCUGGAUCGCACAUCUUGAUCCCUGCCAGUGACAAGCGUUGGUCAAAGCAGACUGACACUGGCGUCACGCACUACCGCGCCGGAAUGACGCAUGACGAGGAGACGCUCAUCCCCAAUAUCUUCCGUUACAUUAUUCCGUGGGAGGCCGAGUUCAUUGACUCGCAGCGAGUCUGGACAGAAUACUCACAGAAGAGAUUGGAAGCGAACCAGCAGAACCGCCGUCUGACUCUUGAGGACUUGGAGGAUAGUUGGGAUCGUGGCUUGCCGCGCAUCAACACUCUCUUCCAGAAGGACAGAAGCACCUUGAGUUUCGACAAGGGAUUCCGCGCUCGCGCAGAGUUCAAGAUCUAUCAGCUCAUGAAGAACAACCCUUUCUGGUGGACUAGCCAGAGGCACGACGGAAAACUGUGGAACCUCAACGCUUACCGUACCGAUGUUAUCCAAGCUCUUGGUGGUGUCGAGACCAUCCUCGAGCACACGCUGUUCAAAGCAACGGGUUUCCCAUCAUGGGAAGGCUUGUUCUGGGAAAGAGCAAGCGGUUUCGAGGAAUCCAUGAAGUUCAAGAAGUUGACAAACGCUCAACGAUCCGGUCUGAACCAAAUCCCCAACAGACGCUUUACCCUUUGGUGGUCACCUACGAUCAACAGAGCCAACGUCUACGUCGGUUUCCAAGUCCAGCUUGAUCUGACUGGUAUCUUCUUACACGGCAAGAUCCCUACUCUCAAGAUCUCGCUCAUCCAGAUUUUCCGCGCCCAUUUGUGGCAGAAGAUCCACGAGUCGGUCGUCAUGGAUUUGUGUCAGGUCUUUGACCAGGAGCUCGAGUCCCUCGGAAUUGAGACGGUGCAGAAGGAGACGAUUCAUCCCAGAAAGUCCUACAAGAUGAACAGUUCUUGCGCCGAUAUUCUUCUCUUCGCUAGUCACAAGUGGAACGUCACUCGACCUUCACCCUUGUUUGACACCAAGGAUGUUAUCGAGCCCACCACUACGAACAAGUUCUGGAUCGAUGUCCAGCUCAGAUAUGGUGACUACGAUUCUCACGACAUUGAGAGAUACACUCGUGCCAAGUACCUUGAUUACACCACGGACAGUGCCAGUAUCUAUCCUUCAGCAACCGGUCUCAUGAUUGGUAUCGAUCUGGCUUACAACCUGUACUCUGCUUACGGCAUGUACUUCCCUGGUCUGAAGGUUCUCAUCCAGCAGGCCAUGGCCAAGGUUAUGAAGGCUAACCCCGCUCUCUACGUCCUGAGAGAGCGUAUCCGCAAGGGUCUGCAGCUUUACGCCUCUGAGAGCAACCAGGAGUUCCUCAACUCUCAGAACUACUCUGAACUCUUCAGCAACCAGACGCAGCUCUUCAUUGACGAUACCAACGUCUACCGUGUAACGAUUCACAAGACCUUUGAGGGUAACUUGACCACCAAGCCCAUCAACGGUGCCAUCUUCAUCUUCAACCCCAGAACCGGUCAGCUGUUCCUGAAGAUUAUUCACACGAGCGUUUGGGCUGGUCAGAAGCGUCUUGGACAGUUGGCAAAGUGGAAGACAGCCGAAGAAGUAGCGGCGCUCAUCCGCUCUCUCCCCGUGGAAGAGCAGCCGAAGCAGCUCAUCGUCACCCGCAAGGGUCUAUUGGAUCCCUUGGAAGUCCAUUUGCUCGACUUCCCCAAUAUUGCCAUUAGAGCCUCCGAGCUGCAACUUCCGUUCCAGGCAGCCAUGAAGGUCGAGAAGCUGGGAGAUAUGAUUCUUCGCGCUACCGAGCCGCAGAUGGUACUCUUCAACCUCUACGACGAGUGGCUGAAGAGCAUCUCGUCAUACACCGCCUUCUCCCGUCUGAUACUGAUCCUGCGUGCCCUCCACGUCAACCCGGACAAGACCAAGCUCAUCCUGCGUCCGGAUAAGACGGUCAUCACACAGGACCACCACAUCUGGCCGACGCUCUCCGACGAGGACUGGAUCAAGGUCGAGACGCAGCUGCGCGAUCUUAUCCUGAACGACUAUGGAAAGAAGAACAACGUCAACGUCUCGAGUCUUACUAGCAGCGAAGUCCGUGACAUCAUUCUGGGUAUGGAGAUCUCCGCGCCCUCCAUGCAACGCCAGCAGGCCGCCGAGAUCGAGAAGCAACAGCAGGAGCAGCAGCAGCUGACGGCUGUGACGACAAAGACACAAAACGUCCACGGCGAGGAAAUCAUCGUCACAACAACGUCUCAAUUCGAGCAGCAGACAUUCGCCUCCAAGACGGAGUGGCGCACUCGCGCCAUCGCCACGUCCAACCUGCGCACAAAGGCAAACAACAUCUACGUCUCAUCUGUCGACAACGACCUCGAGGAGAUCACAUACGUGAUGCCUAACAACAUCCUCAAGCGCUUCAUCACUAUCGCCGACCUCCGCGUCCAGGUCGCCGGCUAUCUCUACGGAUCCUCCGCCCCGGACAACGACCAGGUCAAGGAAAUCAAGUGCAUCGUCAUGAUCCCUCAGAUCGGUGGCCUGCGCAACGUCCAGCUCCCCCAACAGCUGCCCCAGCACGAAUUCCUCGAGGGUAUGGAACCCCUCGGCGUAAUCCACACCGCUUCGGGUGCAGAACUCCCCUACAUGUCCGCCGCCGACGUCACCGAACACGCUCGCCUCCUCGACGCCCACAGCUCGGCCUGGGACAAGCACGACACCGUCACCGUAAACGUGGCCUUCACCCCCGGCUCCGUCUCCCUCUCGGCCUGGGGCCUCACCCCCACAGGCUACAAGUGGGGUGCCGAGAACAGGGACACGCAGAGCGACCAGCCCCAAGGCUUCACGACGACCAUGGGCGAGAAGCGCAAGCUCCUGCUGAGCCCGCGCUUCCGCGGCUUCUUCCUCGUGCCCGAGAACGGCAUGUGGAACUACAGCUUCAUGGGCUCGGCCUUUGCGGGCAUGGAGAAGAAGCCCGUGCACGUCAAGCUCGAUACGCCGCUGCCGUUCUACAGCGACCAGCACCGUCCCGUGCACUUCCACAGCUUUGCGGAGCUCGAGGAUAUCUGGGUCGACAGGACUGACAACUUCGCUUAA
Colletotrichum abscissum is the source of this 7113-nucleotide messenger RNA. Its product is annotated as PROCN domain-containing protein. Gene Ontology annotation, biological process: spliceosomal tri-snRNP complex assembly; mRNA splicing, via spliceosome. Bases 1 to 7113 code for a protein of 2370 amino acids. Gene Ontology annotation, molecular function: U6 snRNA binding; pre-mRNA intronic binding; U2 snRNA binding. Gene Ontology annotation, cellular component: catalytic step 2 spliceosome; U5 snRNP. The record is from RefSeq and is a predicted model, not a curated record. The transcript has 2 exons. NCBI's taxonomy places the organism in Eukaryota, Fungi, Ascomycota, Sordariomycetes, Glomerellales, Glomerellaceae.